CCUGUGGUCCGUGUUUCAGCGUGUAAGCCUUUCAACCAGUGUGGGACCUGCACCACGUUUGGAGUGUGCAACAUUGUGAAGAACUACACCCUGUGGAAGGUGGGCGAUUUCGGGGCAGUCAGUGGGCGGGAGAAGAUGAUGGCUGAGAUCUAUGCAAGAGGCCCCAUCAGCUGUGGGAUCAUGGCCACAGAUAAUCUGGACGCAUACGUGGGCGGUCUGUACUCGGAGUACAUGGCCGAGCCCUACAUCAACCACAUCGUGUCAGUGGCCGGCUGGGGUCUGGACGAGAACGGCGUGGAGUACUGGAUCGUCCGCAACUCCUGGGGAGAGCCCUGGGGUGAGAAGGGCUGGCUCCGGAUCGUCACCAGCGCCUACAAGGGCGGCAGCGGGAGCCAUUACAACCUGGCCGUGGAGGAGGACUGCAUGUACGGGGACCCCAUCCUGCCCCAGAACUACCUGUAGCCCCAGGACGGGAGCGACUCUUCCGCCUCACUUCCUGUCCCCUGCGCUCCGCUUCCUCUUUCUCCCCGACGCACACGGGGCUGGCUU
This is a messenger RNA of Anguilla anguilla (European eel), 549 nucleotides long. Its product is annotated as cathepsin Z-like. The record is from RefSeq and is a predicted model, not a curated record. Gene Ontology annotation, cellular component: lysosome. NCBI's taxonomy places the organism in Eukaryota, Metazoa, Chordata, Actinopteri, Anguilliformes, Anguillidae. The annotation marks the transcript as partial. Gene Ontology annotation, molecular function: cysteine-type endopeptidase activity. The transcript has 3 exons.